CAUUUCCUUACCACAAAGCAAAUAGCUUUCUUUCAAACUCUCCCUUCUAUUUUUCCCUCUCCCUCCCAAAAUUAAAACUCUUGUUCUCUAACAAUACAUGGCUUCUCCUACCAUGUUGGCCUCAACCCUCUUCGUCUUGGUCAUUAAUCUUUGCCUUCGCGGUGUAUACGGUGACGCCGGUUGGACGAAUGCCCAUGCUACAUUUUAUGGUGGAGGUGACGCCUCUGGCACAAUGGGGGGAGCAUGUGGGUAUGGAAACUUGUACAGCCAAGGGUACGGGACUAGCACGGCGGCACUAAGUACCGCGUUAUUUAACAGUGGAAUGAGUUGUGGAGCUUGCUACGAACUUAAAUGCAAUGACGACCCAAAAUGGUGCAUAGCAGGGAGCAUUAUUGUCACUGCUACCAAUUUUUGCCCACCAAACUAUGCAUUAUCUAAUGAUAAUGGUGGAUGGUGUAACCCUCCUCUACAACAUUUUGAUUUGGCUGAGCCUUCUUACUUAAAAAUUGCUCAAUAUCGUGCUGGAAUUGUCCCCGUUUCUUUUAGAAGGGUACCCUGUGUAAGAAAGGGAGGAAUAAGGUUCACAAUCAAUGGACACUCCUACUUCAACUUGGUCCUAAUCACUAAUGUUGCCGGUGCCGGUGACGUCCACUCGGUGUCGAUAAAGGGUUCGAAAACCGGGUGGCAAGCGAUGUCAAGGAACUGGGGACAAAAUUGGCAAAGCAAUGCUAACCUCAAUGGGCAAAGCCUCUCAUUCCAAGUUACUUCUAGUGAUGGAAGGACUAUUACUAGUAACAACAUUGUUCCUGGCAAUUGGCAAUUUGGUCAAACUUUUGAAGGAGGACAAUUCUAAUUA
Messenger RNA from Chenopodium quinoa (quinoa), 856 nucleotides. RefSeq names its product expansin-A8-like. Gene Ontology annotation, cellular component: extracellular region. The transcript is spliced from 3 exons. Gene Ontology annotation, biological process: plant-type cell wall organization. The record is from RefSeq and is a predicted model, not a curated record. NCBI's taxonomy places the organism in Eukaryota, Viridiplantae, Streptophyta, Magnoliopsida, Caryophyllales, Amaranthaceae. Bases 98 to 853 code for a protein of 251 amino acids.